Closterium sp. NIES-67 is the source of this 4606-nucleotide messenger RNA. The record is from the annotation of a GenBank genome assembly. NCBI's taxonomy places the organism in Eukaryota, Viridiplantae, Streptophyta, Zygnematophyceae, Desmidiales, Closteriaceae.
CAACCACGAUAGUGUACAGUACCAUGCCUCCAGGGCACUGCUCAGCGCGUUACUAGGUUAGGAGUCCCCCGCCCCGAACCGAGCCUCAGCGUACAGUAGAGUUCUCGGUGUGACCGUAUUCUGAUAUCUUAGACUGCACGAAGUACUAGAUCGAAGGGACUUCGUACCGUACGUGGCCUACGUAGCGGCGUAUACGGAUUGCUUUAGCCACAAACUACCGUAGUAGUGACUACUAGUAUGCACGUCGAAGGCACGGGACGCACAUGCGACGGCGCCGCCGCGCUCACACCCGUCUGCGACUUCAUCAUCCCCCGCACUGCAGCACGCCUCGGAGCGAGAGUCGUCGCGAGCAGCACAGGACUUCUCUGAUACCAGUUGCGUUAGUGAUAUCCGCAGCCGCGUGGGCUGCCAGCAUGCGACGCUCCAGCGUCGCCUGCCCGGACUCGAGUCGAGCUCCAGCGGCGGCGGUGAGCCGCCAGGGGAUGGCUCGUGAGCAUAUGCAGCGCGCGCUGGCCGUCGCAUGGUACCUCGCCGCCCUUGCCGUGACGCACGGCGUCACCACGGUCAACACCCAGCCGCUCGAGGCGUCGCAAGUGCAAUUCCUGCAGGACUGCCAGAAAGCGUGGAAUCGGCACUUUGACGGGUGGAGUGGCGCCAACCCCGAGUGUGCUACGGCGCCCUACAUCAGCUGCGACAGCAGCGGCAUGAUCGUCGCCAUGAACCUAUGGAGCAUGAACCUGCGAGGGCCCAUUCCGGACUCCAUCAGCAACCUCAGGAAGCUCAGAAACCUUCAUCUUAGGGGCAAUCAGCUCACUGGCUCCAUCCCUGCUGCAGCUGGCGAUCUUGAGAACCUGACAGAUCUAAAUUUGGCUGAAAAUCAACUCAGUGGCUCAAUCCCUGGUGCAAUUGGCAAUCUUACAAACCUGGGAUACCUAGGCCUCUCUGACAACCACCUCACUGGCUCAAUCCCUGCUACAAUCGGCGAUCUUACCAACCUGUUUGGCCUAUAUCUUUCCAACAAUCAGCUCAGUGGCUCGAUCCCCGCCUCAAUCGGCAACCUUAAAAACCUGGUAUUUCUCUACCUUCAAGACAAUCAGCUCAUUGGCUCAAUACCCGAUGCUAUUGGCAGCCUUAUUAACCUGGUUUACAUAUCUCUCCAAGAAAACCAGCUCACCGGUUCAAUCCCCACUGCUAUCGGCAAUCUUACACACCUUUCAAGCCUGUAUCUUUCUGGCAACCAGCUCACUGGCUUCAUCCCAGCUGCAAUGGCCAGCCUUACAAACCUGGUUUACCUGGACCUUGGCAGCAAUCGCUUGACAGGGCCCAUCCCGCCAUCCAUCAGCAGGCUGAGAAAUCUCCGAGGCCUGGAUCUGGAGCAGAACGAGCUGGACGGCGACAUACCAGAGAGCAUCUCCUCACUCGUGGAUCUGCUGUGGCUGGAGCUCAGCAUGAACAGGCUCGCGGGACCCAUUCCUUCAGCAAUCAGCAAGCUUUCCCUUCUUUGGUCAUUGAGGGUCCAUAGCAAUCAUCUUUCUGGAACAAUUCCCGACGCCAUUGGCAGGCUCACUGCUUUACAAUACCUGGAAGUGGCAUUCAACCAGCUGUAUGGAAGCAUACCUGCUACACUCACGCAGAUGACACAGCUAAGAAAGUGUGAUCUCUCGCACAACUACCUCACAGGCCCCCUUGUGGAAGUCACGCAGCUCAAAAUGGACCUCUCCAGCAACUACUUGUCGGGUCCUCUGCUUGGACCGGACUGCCGACAACACAAUACCAUUGCCAACUGCUUCACACCGCACAAUGACUGUGCCUCGGAGGUGCAGCGGCCUGCAGCAGAGUGUGUGGCGUUCUGCGGCAUCUCCAAUGCCACUGCUGCGUGUGAAGGGCAUGGCAUCUGCCACCCAGACGGGCCCAGCUUGGUGCCAACGUGCAUAUGGUGUAAACCGGGGUUUGUGCAGCUUCAAGGAAACACCUGUGCUGCUGAAGGCUGGGUCAAUACCCUCCCUGUCAGCAAGCCUAUUCUCCCCCCAUUCUCCGUGCUCACCAAGGGCACGCAGCGGGAGACAGUGGGGAGGUUCUUGGCAAAGCCUGUGACCCUGUUUGCCUAUCCGGCUGGUGCCACCUCGGGAUGUGGCGUGGAGUUGGCUUUCAGCGUCAACUUCACAUUCUCCCUUGUUCCCCAGUCCGGUACUGUCGGGUCCAACGGCUUUGCUUUUGUGAUUGCAGCAAAGGCCAAGGUGGGGAAACCUGAGGGUGUAGGAUUUGGUGGAGUGGGAACUCGGAGUAUAGCCAUUGAAUUCGACACUUUUCAAAACGACAAGCAUGGUGAUAUGAAUAAGCAGCAUGUGGGGCUCAACAUCAACGGUGCGGAUCAAUCCUUGGUCACAGAGACGUCACCAUUCACUCUCACCGACGGCAAUGCAUACAUGGCAUGGGUGGACUAUGAGCCUGGGGAUCCUGGGACCAUCCAGGUUUUCCUGGCGAAUUCGAAUGUGAAGCCAGAGGACCCUCUGCUGCAGACGGAGCUGUCGCUGUGUGCGGUGCUGGAGGCUGGUGUGAAACAGCAGGCGUUCUUCUUUGGCUUCGUGGCAUCCACCACUGUGAAGCCCUUCCAGCUGCAUGGGAUUGUCCGCUCUGCCGUGCAAACAGGCAUUUUCCCUCUCAAGUCAGUCCAGAUCCGAAAGCAAGCCCUUGGCCUCUCACUAUCGGCAGCCACUUUCGCCCCACCCCAAGGCAGCCCCUUUUUGCGCUACGUGAGCACGGACUACGAAUUGUUGGAGAGCAACGAGGGCUCGUGGCGCAUCCGUGACCUACACACCUGGAACUCCCUGGCCUUCCUAGGUUGGCCUGUCAAGAACCAGAAGGAUUGCAAUGCCUGCUGGGCGUAUGCAGUGGUGGCGAGUGUGGAGGCAGCAUAUGGCAUUGUAAAGAAUCAACGUGCUCCCCAGCUGUCAGUGGAGUCACUCUUUGCAGCCAUGGGGCUCACCGACACGGACAAGUGCACGGCUGGAGGCUCCCCCACCGAGGCCUUUGAGAAGCUGGUCACUCUUGAUGGCAGCACUGCACUCAAAGGGGUCAAUGAAUCAGCAACAAGGUAUCCGGUGCAGGCAUUUGAGCGCACGCAAUUCAAGGGGUAUGUGGGGCUCAUGCUGGCAGUGCGGCGCCAGCCAGUGGUGGUCCACAUCGAGGCUUCUGCUGACACGUUCGUCGUCUAUGAUGGGACAUUCAAGUACCAGGAUCCAGAUUGCUACACUGGUAAUCUGAACCACGUCGUGCUUGUCGUUGGCUACUACAUCAAUAGAAACGACGGCAGCCAGAACCGCAUUGCUCCUCCGUUUUGGAUCAUCCGCAACUCGUGGGGAGAGGAGUGGGGCGACGGAGGCCACAUGCGCAUGGACAUUCAGGGAGGGGAUGGCGUGUGUGGCAUCAACGUGCUGCCUGGCAUCUACCCCAUUGUCAAGAUUCCAGGGGACCCCUGUGGCCACAACAGCCACAAGGGCGAUCAGGAUCUGUACGGCAUGAGCCCGUGCGGUCGGUUCCCAUGCCAGGCGAUUGAUGACAGCAGCAAUAGCUGCGACUGCAACAUUCCUGGGGCUAUCAGGCAACCCUUUGUUGAAGUCGGGAAUGGAAAUGGCUCCAGCACAUGUGCUUAUGUCGAUGUGUGUGGGUCUUACUUCAAGAACCCCUGCUACGUGGGCACAUGCAUCAACGACGGCAAGGGCUCGUAUUCCUGCAUCUGCCCUCCCAGUCACAUUGCGAGCACCACUGUUGACGAUUUUCCCACCUGUGAUCCAGCUAACACCACAGCCACCACCAUGACGGUCAGUGGAGACAACUGGUGGUGUUCGGAUAUCUAUCCUCUUGCUGGCCUCCCAUUGGACCAAUUCACACUCCAGAAUGCGGCUAUAGAUUGCAGCCAGGCAUUGCCCAAGGGCAGUGUCCUUCAGCUGGAUGGCGCUCCCGCCACACCUUGCACUGCCUUCUUCUACACCCUCAAUGGGGACACCUGUUCAACCAUCAGCAAUCUGGUCAGCAUGAAUGAGGCCAAUCUAACCGCUCUCAAUCCCGGCCUUGACUGCUCCAAGCCCAUCAAGGGGGGCCGCUCGGUGUGCCUGGAGCGCAAUGCUGCCUUCGCCUUCACAGUUCCCGAGUGCGUGAAAUACGGCAUGCUGACACCUCUGGACACGUGCGACAUGCUGCUUCAAAGGACCACCAACGAGCCGAAUCUGAAAGGGAGCACCUGGGCGGAGCUGUACCGCAACAAUCCCGGCCUCACUUGCUCCGGCACCAUCCCUUCCUCUGCCUCCGCUGUCGGCAGCAAGAUUGGCGUGCAGAUUUGCCUCAGGGCAGAGUAUUGGUCAUUCAAAUUGGGCAUGUGCAAAAAAGGCAGGGUCAAGCCAGUCUCACCGUCAAUGACGUGUUCAGCUGCUUACCGCUUCUAUGAUGCACCUACUACCUCAGCAGCAGUUUCAAAGUUUUAUGACUACAAUGCCAAGUCUUGUUCUGGAACAAUAGGAGCCAAGUCUAUAUGUGUACCAUAAUUUUAUUAUACUGUCUCCAAAAUGCAACAGGCUUCCAGCUGAGGGAACCAAGCGAAUGAGAAUUU